Molecule: messenger RNA, 2709 nt
Organism: Microthlaspi erraticum
Lineage: Eukaryota; Viridiplantae; Streptophyta; Magnoliopsida; Brassicales; Brassicaceae
Source: the annotation of a GenBank genome assembly
AUGGAGGAUUUCACAGGCUUAUUAGCUAAAGACUUCGGAUUGAAACCUCAGGGCAAAUCUGCUCCGAUGGCGCCUCAAAGCAACUCUUCCACCGCUGAUUUCAACAGUUUCUACAGCUUCGCGAAUCCAUCAUCGAAGAAGUCCGAUUCGUCGCCGGUAUUCGACGAUCUGAGUCGCGAUGGUGAUGAUCUCCUCUUCAACGACGUCUUUACCCGAUCCUCCGAUUCUCGUUCUCAGCCGAAGCCGUCUGCUCCGGCCUUUGACUACGAUGCUAUGUUCAAGGAGCGGUCAUCACCCAAAUCGUCGUCCAUACCGGUUUAUGACAAGCCGGUUUACGAUGAGGACGUGUUUGAGGCUAUCCCUGAGCUCAAAAUCCCAUCGACUUCUUCUCAAUCAGCUCGGUUUGACAAUGUUUUCGCUUCGAUUUCGUCGCCUACGAAGCACAAGAAACAGAACAGUUCUCCUUUCGAUGAUCUGAUUGGGAACUUGGGGAAACGAGAAAUGGAAUCAAACAAGACGGAGAGUGAGAGAGAGGAGAAGGGUAGCUCCGUUUUUGAUGAUUUGAUCCCUGGGUUUGGUCGCAGUAGCUCCCCUGUAACUAAACGGCAAACUUCAGAGACGAGUCAAUCUCAGAAAUCUCCUAACCGGACAGCCAGUGGAUCAUCCAAUCUUGUGGAUGACCCAUUUGCAGUUUUGGAGGAGUCUGCAUCAACCCCAAGAGUGUUCACUGAUCCAUUAGAGGAAACUAGUAAAAGAAAAACUGAUCAUACAUAUGUCCAUGGAGGAGUAUUUGUUGAUAUUGACCCUCUCGAUAGUCUUGGAAAAUCAGGGACAGAUAUGAAUAGUAGAGGCAAAAGUCAUCUGAGACCAGAAAACUUCAGCGGCUCUCAGUCACCAGUAGAAAGUUCUAGGAGUUACCAUCCUAAGAAAACUCCAUUUGACGAAGUUUUGGAGCCGCAGCAUACAUCAUCCAAAACUGUUCCGCAGACUGCUUCUCCAGUAUAUGAAAGCCAUCAUAUGUACAGGGAGAAUUUGCCGGAGCAUAAAUCAGUCAAUUCAGGUGGAAGUUUUGAAUCAUCUGAUGAUGUGUGGCUCACUGUAUCUGAGAUCCCCCUAUUUACGCAACCUACCAGUGCUCCACCACCUUCAAGGCCUCCACCACCAAGACCUACACGUCCUAUAAAAAAGAAGGUUAACGAGCCUUCUUUAUCAAGUUCUACUAACCACUCACACGUUCCCACGACAGCUAGAGCUUCUGCAAAUAGCCCGACAGCAUCUCAAACGGAUGAUGUGGAAGAUUUUUAUACGGGAAGAAAUUAUUCUGCUGCUAAUGGACAUCCCGAGCCUCUGUCGGGCGAAGAUCCAGAUCUUUUCUCUUCUGCUGCUGCAUCAGCUGCUGCCAUGAAGGAUGCCAUGGAGAAAGCAGAAGCGAAGUUUAGGCAUGCUAAGGAAAGGAGAGAGAAAGAAAAUUUGAAGGCGAGUAGAGGUAGAGAAGGUGAUCAAAUGGAGAAUAAUGAUUCUCGGGAAAGGGAACUUAGAGAAAAGCAAGCAAGAUUGGAUCGUGAAAGGGUAGAGAGGGAGGCAGAGAUGGAGAGGGAGAGAGAGGAGAGAGAAAGAGAGCAGAAAAGAAUUGAGAAAGAAAGGGAAAGACUGUUGGCUAGACAGGCGGUAGAGAGGGCUACACGAGAAGCACGUGAAAGAGCAGCCACUGAAGCACAUGCAAAAGUUCAGAGAGCUGCAGUUGGGAAGGCUACAGAUGCCAGAGAACGCUCAGAAAGAGCAGCGGUUCAAAGAGCUCAUGCUGAAGCUCGUGAAAGGGCAGCUGCAGGGGCAAGAGAAAAGGCUGAGAAAGCCGCAGCAGAAGCUAGGGAAAGGGCGAAUGCUGAAGCGCGGGAGAAGGACGCUAGGGUUAAGGCAGAACGAGCUGCUGUGGAAAGGGCAGCUGCAGAGGCACGUGGAAGGGCAGCUGCCCAAGCUAAAGCUAAACAGCAAGAGAAUAAUAAAGCUAAGCAGCAAGAGAAUAAUAAUGAUCUUGACUCUUUCUUUAACUCAGUUUCCAGACCAAGCAGUGCUCCACGACAGAGAACGAACCCUCCGGAUCCUUUCCAGGAUACUUGGAACAAGGGAGGAUCAUUCGAAUCUAGCAGGCCAUCUUCGCGAGUUCCUUCAGGACCAUCAGAAAACCUGAGAAAGGCCUCUUCAGUAACGAAUCUUGCUGAUGAUCUCAGUUCAAUAUUUGGAGCUGCUCAGUCCGGUGGGUUUCAAGAUGUUGAAGGAGAAACUGAAGAGAGACGGCGUGCCAGGCUGGAACGCCACCAGAGGACACAGGAGCGGGCUGCGAAAGCACUUGCUGAUAAAAACGAACGUGAUCUUCAAGUACUAAGAGAACAAGCUGAGAGAAAUAGGAUUGGUGAGACUCUGGAUGCGGAGAUAAAACGUUGGGGUGCGGGGAAGGAGGGAAACUUGCGUGCUCUGCUUUCGACAUUACAAUAUGUUCUUUGGCCCGAAUGCGGUUGGCAGCCUGUUUCAUUGACGGAUUUAAUCACCGCUGCAUCGGUCAAGAAAGUUUACAGGAAGGCCACUCUCUGUAUACAUCCUGACAAAGUUCAGCAAAAAGGCGCCAAUCUCCAGCAGAAAUACAUUGCAGAGAAAGUGUUCGACAUGCUCAAGGAAUCAUGGAACAAAUUUAACUCGGAAGAACUUUUUUGA